This is a messenger RNA of Leptinotarsa decemlineata (Colorado potato beetle), 450 nucleotides long. RefSeq names its product probable DNA mismatch repair protein Msh6. Lineage: Eukaryota; Metazoa; Arthropoda; Insecta; Coleoptera; Chrysomelidae. The record is from RefSeq and is a predicted model, not a curated record.
GUACUGCUGGAACGGGAUGAAGACAUUGGAUCAUUAAUUGGUACCCUAACCGGUCAUUUCAAAAAUGUCCCUGUAGAAAGUUUAUCACCUUAUACAGAGUUCCUCUCUGCCACAGACACUCUAGUUAUACUGUCUAGAGCUUGCUAUUUUCGCGAUUCGGAUGGCAAUCUUCAAUGGCCAGAAAUAUUCGCGAAGAUUGCUGACAACCGUAUACCUAAAAGUAAUGCUGAAUAUGCCAUAAAGUCACUCGGAGCCUGCGUAUGGUACUUACAAAAAUCAAAAAUUGACAUCAAUGUAUUUACCUGCGCAACGUUCUCAUGGUAUGAGCCAGUGGACACGGUUGAAGACAAAAAUGGAGGACAUGAAUUCAUGAUAUUAGAUUUCAGUACGAUAACUAGUUUGAAGCUCAUUGGAGAUAACGAAACGUGUACUGAUUUUAAAAAACACUGA